AUGACAUUGGGUUUUCGGAAGUAUACUCUUAUCAUUUCAUUCAGCCUUGAAAGAUUCAGAAAGAAUCCCAAGAACAGGUGCUAAAAUAGCAAACAACAAUUCCUGACAUGGCAAGCGGCAUCAAUGCAAACAAAUGCCCUGUAAGAAUCUAAAGCAAAUAAGAAAAGAAAUCUUAUUCCCAACCAAAUUCCUUUGAUGCAACAAUCAGCAGUGCCAAUUGGUUUCCAUAUAGCAGAUCCCAAUUUCCCUCUCUUAAGACUGCUAGGAAAAACCAUGGAUUCUCAACGGGAGCUGAAUCAACCGAUCCUGAACUACCCCAUGCAUGAUCAGCUGCCACCCCCACCAGUACCCGAGCCAUCAGAAGUUACUCAUCGCCACCACGACGUGGACUCUAGACUCGAGAAAGUUCUGACAGACACCGACCUGUCAUUUUUCAACCGUCUCCGAUUGGCUUCAGGGAUUGAACUGAGGCUCCUCUUCCGCCUGGCAGCGCCUGCGGUUUUUGUUUAUAUGAUCAACAAUGCCAUGUCCUUGUCCACUCGUGUCUUUUGUGGCCAUCUAGGCAAUCUGGAGCUCGCUGCCGCCUCUCUUGGCAACAGCGGCAUCCAACUACUUGCUUAUGGCCUUAUGCUAGGAAUGGGAAGCGCUGUGGAGACUCUAUGCGGACAAGCUUAUGGGGCUCUUAGAUAUGACAUGUUAGGUGUCUAUCUUCAAAGAUCAACGAUUGUCCUUACUCUAACCGGGAUUCCACUGACGGUGGUCUAUGUCUUGUCCGAGCCAAUCUUGAUCUUACUAGGGGAAUCGACGGUGGUUGCAUCUGCCGCUGCUGUUUUUGUCUAUGGUUUGAUCCCUCAAAUCUUCGCUUACGCUGUGAACUUCCCCAUACAAAAAUUCCUACAAGCUCAAAGCAUUGUAACUCCGAGUGCAUACAUAUCAGCUGCGACGCUUGGGGUGCACCUCCUGCUGAGUUGGCUGGCAGUGUACAAGCUGGGUUUGGGGUUGAUAGGUGCGUCUCUGGUGCUGAGCUUAUCAUGGUGGAUCAUAGUGAUGGCCCAGAUCGCGUAUAUCUUGAUGAGUGAAAAGUGUAAGCUUACAUGGGCUGGGCUUAGUUUGCAAGCCUUUUCUGGGCUUUGGGCCUUCUUGAAAUUAUCGGCUGCUUCCGCCGUGAUGCUGUGCUUGGAAACCUGGUACUUUCAGAUACUGGUCUUGAUUGCUGGUUUGCUGGAGAACCCUGAGCUUGCAUUGGACUCUCUUGCUGUCUGCAUGGCAAUAUCUGGGUUGUUGUUCAUGGUUUCAGUCGGGUUCAAUGCAGCUGCAAGUGUAAGGGUCAGCAAUGAGCUGGGAGCCGGGCAUCCCAAGUCGGCAGCAUACUCGGUUUUCGUUGUGACUUUGGUAUCCUUCGUCAUUGCUGUAGUGGAAGCUGUUGUUGUCCUUGCUCUACGGGAUGUCAUAAGCUAUGCAUUCACGGAAGGUGAGACCGUGGCAAGAGCUGUGUCGGACCUGUGCCCGUUCUUGGCUGUCACUCUGAUUCUUAAUGGGGUUCAACCUGUCCUGUCUGGAGUGGCUGUUGGAUGUGGAUGGCAAGCAUUUGUAGCAUAUGUAAACGUGGGAUGCUACUAUGUGGUUGGGAUCCCAUUGGGCUGUGUUCUUGGCUUUAAGUUCAGCCUUGGUGCAAAGGGAAUAUGGUUCGGGAUGCUAGGAGGAACAUUUAUGCAGACCGUCAUCUUAUUGUGGGUGACAUUUACAACAGAUUGGAACAAAGAGGUGGAGACAGCAAAGAAGCGGUUGGACAGAUGGGAGAACAAGAAGGAGCCUCUUCUUAAGGACUGAAUAUUGAAGAAACCGUUAAGCCUGCCUGCUAUGCAUCAAAAAUGAAGAUAUGGGCACGAAUUGGAAAAUUGAUUGAUUACCGCCCACAAUAAACCAUCACGAACUUGCUGAUGAUCAUAAUCAGGAUAACCUGUUAAAUAAUCAAAUGGUUUUCUACUAGCUGAUAUGAGUUGUGACAAUUUCCCUUGGCCAAAUAAGCCCUGAAAUAUGGUUACGCUUGAACUCUGAGUCUAGAGUUUUGAUUGGUUGAUUCCAGAAAACAGAAACAAUUAAUGUUCCCCAUUGUGCUCUAAUUUAACUACGUAAUUCAUCAAA
This is a messenger RNA of Theobroma umbraticum, 2145 nucleotides long. RefSeq names its product protein DETOXIFICATION 40-like. Gene Ontology annotation, biological process: xenobiotic detoxification by transmembrane export across the plasma membrane. Gene Ontology annotation, molecular function: antiporter activity; xenobiotic transmembrane transporter activity. Gene Ontology annotation, cellular component: membrane. The record is from RefSeq and is a predicted model, not a curated record. NCBI's taxonomy places the organism in Eukaryota, Viridiplantae, Streptophyta, Magnoliopsida, Malvales, Malvaceae.